AAAAUCGAGCAGUUAGUCUUGGCAUCGGCUGUUUUGGUUUCUCAAAACCCUAAUCUGAAUCUACUCGAAUCCUUCUCAGCUCUGUAGCCCGAGGUGUUCGAGAGGAGGAGGACGACGACGAGUCAUCAAUGGCGGACGUGGAAAACCAACAAGAGCCUCCGUUGCCGGUGAAGAGGAAGGCAGAUCUCUAUUGUCAAGACCAGGAUAAUGCCGCGAACAAGGCUCAGAAGCUUCAACCCUCGAAUUCCACUGCUUCUGAAUCCAAGGAUGAAGGGAAUUGCGGAAAUCUGGAUUCUGCAAAGGAGAAGGCAGAGAUCGAGCCAGAGCUCGUGAUUUCGCCGGAAAAAGCCGCCAUGCCUGCGGCGGAGAGAGAUGAAAUCUGCGGCGGGGGGGGCUAUCUCGAAGGUGAAGAAGAGCAAGAGGAAGAAAAUGGGGAGGAGGAGGAGGCGAGGAGAGAGGCUGAGGUCGACAGGAAAGGUAAAGGCAUUAUGAGGGAUUAUAAGGGGAAAGGAAAACUGAUCGAAGAUGAUGACAGUGACGAAAACGACGAAGAAGGCGAUGACGAAGACGCCGACAGCGAUUUGUCGGACGAUCCGUUGGCAGAGGUGGAUUUGGAUAACAUUCUUCCAUCAAGGACGAGGAGGCGCGCGAUGCAGCCUGGAUUGUAUAUCUCUGGUGAAAUCGCUAACCAUGAUGAUAAUGAUGAUGACGACGAUGAUGAUGAUGACGAUGAAGACGACGAAGACGAUGAUGAUAGCGAGGAUAGUGAAGCUUGAAUGUCGCAAGGUGUCAUAAUUUGUAUCGAUGCCUAUCAUGCUCCAAUCUGUUUUCCAUUUUCUGUGUUGAAUAACCUUUGCCCUUGUCGCAAAGAUGCUUUUUUUGGCCUCUCUGUCUCCGUCUUGAAUUCGUCGUUACAAGCAAGUUCGCCGCCUUUAACAUUUGGUUUUUGGAUUGCCAGAUGAUAGAUUAUCAACUUGAGAUAGACGGAAGGUGAGAAUCUUUGUCAGAAUGCAAUGAAAUCAUUCAUGUUCUUGUGCUCUCUUAGUUGAAGAAGGGAAGGUUUGAUAAGAUCGGAUGUUUAACUCGGAAGUUUGGUUAGGGUUAUGGAGUUGGGAUCACUUCAAGUUCGAGAUGGGCACAUUUCUUUUUCAUGUUCUUAUCAACUGCCACUUUUUUUUUUCUUUCUGUUUUAUGAUUAGAUUCAGUACACAACAAUUACUGCCAGAGAUGUCAAACGAGUCAGUUUGGAUCGGAUCGAUUCGUUUCGAGCCAGUUCAUUUUUA
This is a messenger RNA of Tarenaya hassleriana, 1283 nucleotides long. Its product is annotated as histone H2A.Z-specific chaperone CHZ1-like. The transcript is spliced from 3 exons. The coding region runs from base 129 to 776 and encodes 215 amino acids. The record is from RefSeq and is a predicted model, not a curated record. Lineage: Eukaryota; Viridiplantae; Streptophyta; Magnoliopsida; Brassicales; Cleomaceae.